This is a messenger RNA of Rhizophagus irregularis DAOM 181602=DAOM 197198, 1570 nucleotides long. RefSeq lists its product as uncharacterized. Gene Ontology annotation, molecular function: protein binding; protein kinase activity; ATP binding. Gene Ontology annotation, biological process: signal transduction; protein phosphorylation. Gene Ontology annotation, cellular component: cytoplasm. NCBI's taxonomy places the organism in Eukaryota, Fungi, Glomeromycota, Glomeromycetes, Glomerales, Glomeraceae. The record is from RefSeq and is a predicted model, not a curated record.
GAUAAAAAUGUCUAAACAAGACUGGGCAAAUUGGAUUGAUGAUGCUACUUCAAAAAAUUAUAUUAAACAUUAUGAAUAUAAAGACUUUUUUAAUCUUAAAGAAAUUGGUUUCGGAGGCUUCGGAAAGGUUUAUCGUGCAAGCUGGAAAAAUCCUCGUAAUAUUUUAGCAAUAAAAUCUAUCAACGACCCCAAUGCUAAAAAAAUUGUUUACGAGCUUAAAAUUCAUCGUGAAGUACAUUUUAAUGAUUAUAUUAUAAAAUUCCAUGGUGUUACAAUAAAUAAUCAAAAUUCUGGUUCAAAGAAAUGCUAUAUGUUGGUAAUGGAAUACGCGGACAGUGGUACACUUCGAAAUUAUUUAGAAAAAAAUAUUAACAAUCUCACUUGGAAUGAUAAAUUCAAAAUGGCAUAUCAAUUAGCUAGUGGUGUAUUAUGCCUACAUGAAGAGGAUAUUAUUCAUUGUGAUUUGCACUCCUGCAACGUGUUAGUCCAUCAAAAUACAAUCAAAUUGGCUGAUUUUGGACUAUCAAAAAUUAUUAAUGACCCAAGUGCAUCACAACAAGGUGGUGUAAUUCCUUAUACUGACCCGAAAAGGUUCGUAACUGAUUCAUACUCUCUGAACCAAAAGAGCGAUGUUUAUAGUAUUGGCGUACUUCUAUGGGAAAUAUCAAGCUGUCGGCCACCUUUUAGAGAUAAGUCUAAUCAGCUUGGAUUACCGAUUAGGAUUUCGCAAGGUCUUAGAGAAACACCUAUUUCUAAUACACCUAAGGACUAUGAAAAACUUUAUACCGAUUGUUGGAAUCAUGAACCAGAUGAUCGUCCAAUUAUCCAAAAUGUGGUUGCUAGAUUAGAAGCAAUUAUGACGAAAUAUAAUAUAACUGAGAGGUCUGCUUGGACACCUCCUAUUAAUAGUUUAUCACAUAACAAUUUGCCUCGAGGUUUUAAUAAUAAUAUGAAUAAUACAAUCAAAGUAGAACCUUUAAAGUCACCGAGUAAAGCACCUCAGACUAACUUUUAUAAGCAAAAAUCCGAAAAAGAUAUAGUCGAUGGAAUAGCUGCUCUUUCUGAUGACAUAUACGAUCGAAAUAAAAAGCAGAGAAUUCUUAAUUACAUUAAAGAACAUCAUAAAACUUCAGGAGAAAUUUUUGACUGGCUAUCAAAUAAUCAAAGUGAAGCCAACUCUCUUCUUGUACUUGGAGAUUUUUAUUAUUUAGGAAUUGCAACUUUGGCUGAUAAUAAAAAAGCUUAUAAGUACUAUGAGGAAGCAGGAAAUAAAGGAAAUAGCUUAGCUCAGUACACUCUUGGAAUUUUAAGUGAAAAGGAAGAAAGAGAUACUUGUGCAGCAAUGUAUUGGUUUAACGAAUCUGCUAAACAAGGAAACCAAAAAGCUAUAAAUAAUUUCUAUAGAUUACAAAGUGAUAAUUGCAGAUCCUAUAAACUUACAAAUAAAUAUAGCAUGAUGGGUCGAAAUCUUGUUUAGUUUUUUUUAUUAUUUAAUAUUUUAUUAUUUCAUCAGCUUUAAUUACCUUUUUAAAUUAUAAUACAAAAAAUAUUAGUUUGUAAACGUUUUAUA